Ilyonectria robusta is the source of this 1542-nucleotide messenger RNA. Its product is annotated as putative cytochrome P450. The transcript is spliced from 5 exons. The record is from RefSeq and is a predicted model, not a curated record. Gene Ontology annotation, molecular function: heme binding; iron ion binding; monooxygenase activity. NCBI's taxonomy places the organism in Eukaryota, Fungi, Ascomycota, Sordariomycetes, Hypocreales, Nectriaceae. The coding region runs from base 1 to 1542 and encodes 513 amino acids.
AUGACACCAAACUCGAGUUUCCCGGUGACCAUUCCACCAAACGUUGCUCAUGGUUUCUUGAGUAGCCUCUUGUGGACUCAAGCACCCUACUUCAUUGUGCCUUUCGUUUUGCUGGCUGUUUGCUUAUCCCCGUUCUUAAAAACCCCAUCCAGUGUUCUCCUCCUCAAUCCGAAGAAGAACGUCUUCGACUUUCUACACAUAGGGCCGAAGAAGAGUUUCUUCACAGAGGCAGAUGGUAUUAUCCAGAGAUGGCUGAGCGGGAAUCCUGUCAAGGCCGCCAGGAUUAACACAUGGGACGGGGAGGUCGUACUGGUGCCCCCGCAUAUGGUCCACGAAGUAAAGAAUGAGAGACGUCUCAGCUUGUCCCUAUGGCUACGAAAGGCCUUUCAUGCUCACCUCCCUGGCUUCGAGGGCUUUCAGGAAGGCGGAUAUCACCACGACAUUUUGAAAUCCACUUGUAACAACCAGUUGAACAAGAAUCUAGCCAAAUUCACGCAACCGUUGGCAGAUGAGGCUGGGAAGGCCAUCUUAGAUAUCUUCACAGACCAAGGAGAAUGGCAUGCGAUUCGCAUUUUGGAGGAAACGCCCAACAUCGUGGCACGAUGCGUAGCACGCGUUUUCCUUGGAGAAGAAUUUGCCUGCAACCCAGACUGGAUCAGAAUCACCCGGGACUAUACUCUUGCAGGAGUUCCAGUCGGAUUUCUUCUGCGGCUUUGGCCUGUCUCUUGGCGACCCAUUGUACAGUGGUUGAUUCCAGGCAUGAGCAAACUGCGAAAGAUGAUGGCCGAGGCCCGACAGAUCGUGGAACCUGCCGUGGAAAAACGUAAGAAGCAAAAGGCCGACGGAAAGACGGGAUUUUCCGAUUCUUUGGAAUGGUUUGAUGAGUCUGCGCGUGGGAGAGACUACGAUUACACCGGUGUUCAGGUCUUUCUCUCAGUUGCCGCCAUUCAUACCUCGACCGACCUGAUCUGCGCGACACUCGUUCGUUUAGCCCAGAAUCCACAGAUUCUCGCACCUCUUCGACAGGAGAUCGAAACUAUUCUCGACGAGUCCGGCUGGGACAAAGCUUCUCUACAAAAGAUGAAGCUGCUAGAUAGUGUGAUCAAGGAGAGCCAGCGCAUGAAGCCAGUGGCCAUCGUAUUGAGACGUAUUGUUCUGGAAGAUAUGACCUUGUCUGACGGGACAGCACUCAGUAAGGACAGCACCGUGGCUGUGCCGUCAUACAGAAUGUGGGAUCCCGAGUUCUACGAAAACCCCGACAAGUGGGAUGGCUACCGGUUCUGUAAGAUGCGCGAGGAGCCUGGUCAUGAGAAUCAGCAUCAGCUGGCUACAAUCAGCGUCGACCAUUUUGGGUUUGGCUAUGGAACGCAACCAUGUCCUGGUCGGUUUUAUGCGGCUGAUUUGGUCAAAACAAUACUGAUCCAUAUCGUCACGAAGUAUGAUUUCAGGCCUCACGAAGGGGAAAGCCUUGAUAGCAUGCUAUUUGGAUUUGAUUCUACCUUUGAUCCGUCUUUGAACAUGGAAUUCAAGAGGCGAGAGUAG